This is a messenger RNA of Panicum virgatum (switchgrass), 746 nucleotides long. Its product is annotated as protein TIFY 11d-like. The record is from RefSeq and is a predicted model, not a curated record. NCBI's taxonomy places the organism in Eukaryota, Viridiplantae, Streptophyta, Magnoliopsida, Poales, Poaceae. Bases 49 to 381 code for a protein of 110 amino acids. The transcript has 3 exons.
AACAGUGACCCACGGGACACCGAUCGAGGACGGCGAGGGGCCGGGGGGAUGGCCGCUGCCGGCAAGAGCAGGUUCUCCGUCACGUGCGCGCUCCUGCGGCGGUACAUGAGGGAGCACCAGGGGCAGAUGGGUGACCUCGCCGGCUUGUUCCAGGCUCCAGCGCCCCCGGUGGCGCCCGAGGAGAACGACGACGACAGGAUCAUGCAGCUCUUCCCCAUGCGCGCCGUGGCGAUGCCGGCCCAGGCCGGAGAUGAAGAAGGAGGCGCCCAUGGCCAUCCUCUACGAGGUUCCUCAUCAACGAGACGAAGCACAGAUGAGGGCGGCGUCGCUGCACAGGUUCCUCGGGAAGAGGAAGGUCAGGAUCAGCGACAACUACCCUGAUCACAUGGACGACUCGACGCCGGCAAAGAAGAAGCAGAAAGACGCCGCCGCUGCCCGCAAGUCCUUCCAGGACGUGCCUGAUCCCUCGUGGCUCCGGCUCUGAAAACCCUUCAGCGUUUAUUUAGGAGAACAUUAUUGAUGGAAAACUUUCAAUAACCAUCUUAGAAGAAGACACGUAAGCACUCAAAAAGAGUUUGCUGUUGUGUCAUCUUCCAAGAUGAUUUACGGUUAGCUGAAGACUAUGCAACAGCCGGCUGUAAUUUUGUUGGUUGGAACGGCCGGUCCCAUGCAACGUACAUUUAGAAUUGCAAAAUAGUGGUGAGCUGCUGUACGCUCGCCAGUCUAUUUUUAUACACCAAAUUUUC